Osmia lignaria (orchard mason bee) is the source of this 3366-nucleotide messenger RNA. RefSeq names its product trypsin-1. Gene Ontology annotation, biological process: proteolysis. Lineage: Eukaryota; Metazoa; Arthropoda; Insecta; Hymenoptera; Megachilidae. Gene Ontology annotation, molecular function: serine-type endopeptidase activity. The record is from RefSeq and is a predicted model, not a curated record.
UGUGAAAGUGUAUGCCGUCUUGGUAAGAAGUGUAUUGGGUCUAACUGAAUUCGCUGUUCCCGUAUUCAGUGACCGAAUGCGGGGGAAUUAACAGUAUUUCUUUAGCGUGCAACAAAAAAAGUGUUCAGCAAUAAUGUGCAUUCGUUCAGUACUUUGCGUGGUUAUAGUGAUCACGACAACAUGUUUUGUUAAUUGUGGAGAAUUGAUAUCAGGCGUUGACGUAGUAAACUUAAAUAGUACCAAAAAUGAUGUACCAAAUAAUACACAAAAUGGAGCAAAUAGUACGGCAAUCGCAGACGAUAAAAAUUUUUGGGAAUGGCUGACUGGUUUUAUAUCUGCUGGGAAUCCUGUAACCACUACUGAACCUUCAACACCAGUGAAACCACACUCAUGUUUACCCUGCAAAUGUGGAUUAGCGAACACGCAGAGACGAAUAGUAGGCGGUGUUGAAACCCAGGUUAAUCAAUAUCCUUGGAUGGCAUUGAUGACGUUUAGAGGACGAUUCUAUUGUGGUGCAUCAGUUAUAAGUUCUCGCUAUGUAUUAACUGCAGCUCAUUGUGUUGACAGAUUUGAUCCAAAUCUCAUGACCAUUCAAAUAUUGGAACAUGAUCGUAAUUCUACAACGGAGUCUGAAACACAAGUAUUUAAAGUUGAUAAAGUGAUCAAGCACAUUGGCUACUCAACGUUUAACUAUAACAACGAUAUCGCAUUGGUCAAAUUGAAAGGUAUUAUUCGAUUUGAAGGAAAAAUGAGGCCUGUUUGUCUUCCAGAACGAGCGAAAACCUUCGCUGGUACGGAUGGUAUAGUAACAGGAUGGGGUGCAAUUGAGGAAUCUGGUCCUAUAUCGCAAACUUUACAAGAAGUCGUAGUUCCAAUUCUCACAAACGCUGAGUGUCGUGCAACCAAAUACCCAGCACGAAGAAUAACAGAUAAUAUGCUUUGUGCUGGUUAUAAAGAGGGACAAAAAGAUUCGUGUCAGGGAGACAGUGGCGGCCCUCUACAUGUUGUCAUCAACAACAUACAUAGCAUAGUUGGAGUUGUAUCGUGGGGCGAAGGAUGCGCGAAACCCGGCUACCCUGGUGUUUACAGCAGAGUGAAUCGUUACAUCACGUGGAUAGAACAGAACACUGAGGACGCGUGUUAUUGUUAAUUAAAUUUAAAUGAGAAUGACAAAUCAUUUUAAAACAGAGCUCGGCAAGAUUUGCACUUUUCAGCCGAUUUUCAGCUGGCUCCGCCUACCGCUAUUCUCCUUGUCGCGACGUUCAACGCGCAGCCUACGAACCGUUCGACGCUCAGGAGCGUAUUACUCGUAAACAUAUGCUGGCAAACCACUUAAAAAAAAACGCAUCGACAAUAGUGAGCUCGCGGGUGAGGUGGAAAGCUAUUACCAGCAUACGUUUACGAGUGAUACGCUCCUGAGCCUCGAACGGUUCGUAGGCUGCGCGUUGAACGUCGCGGCAAGGGGAAUAGCGGUAGGCGAAGCUAGCUGAAAAUCGGCUGAAAAGUGCAAAUCUUGCCGAGCUCUGUAUUAAAAGAUUAAAAUACUCGAUGACCAAGACAUUGUAUUUUGUACACUACCGAGCACGGUAGGCUUUUAUAAGAAAAAUGACGAUAUGGAGGUAAAUAAAACACUAGCACCAGGUAAAUAAAACACUUGUCCGGGGCCUUGCGCUUAAAUACUUCACAUGUAGCAAAACUUAAUAGAAUGAAGUAUCACUAUUCGAAUUUUUAUUUACAAUUGAAAUGCGAAAUGUUAUGAACAUACAGUUUUUUGAAACAUAGGGAUUUUGUAAAUGACAGAAUUUCUAUAAUUAUACGGUAAUAGUUUAUUUGUUAGCUAAGAAUUUUCAUGUUUAAAAACUAGUUCACUUUAUACUAAAUUUAUCAUCAAAUUUUAUAAUAAAUGACAAAUAUAAAAUGCGUAUAUUAUAUUAUAGUUUUAUUAUUAAGAAUAACUUUUGGAAAUAUCUGUUUCUAAUUAAAUGUUUUCAAUGAUGUCGACCUUUUGUCGCUCUGUAAUCUCUAAAGAUAGUUUCAGUACCAUCAUUUAAUACAGAGAUAUCCAAGGAAGCUCUUAAUUUCCUCUACUCCAUACAUUUUCCCCUGAAAUGGACUGUGACAGACGAAGAUAGACUAUGCCAUACUUUGUCUAUUACCAACUAUUUGCGGAGAAACGACACUUAGUGGUAAAGAUCCAUUGCGCCCGUGGACAUCAGUACAAUAAUAAACAAUUACCACGAAUUAUGAAUAAAUAUCUCCAUUUGCGUAGAGGCUAGGGUGGACCUGGGCCCCUAAAAGUCUGGACUGGUUGCUUUUUAAAAAUGUGGACUUUUACCAUACUAACGUUUUAAGAUUCCAAAAUUAACAAAUUUCAGAUCUUGAAAAUUACAAAUCUAAGACUAAAAUUCUAAAAUUUCAAACUAUCAGAAUUCCAGAAAUUCAAAAUUACAAACCUGGGAUUUAAAAAUUCUAAAAUUCCAAAAUGACAAAUUUGAAACUUAAAAAUUUCAAAAUUCUAAUAUCCUAAAACCUCAGACUUUCUAAAUUCCAAAAUUCCAAAAUUCCAAAAUUGAAAUUUAAGAAUUUCUAAUGGAAUUGGCCCGUUCUAGAAAAAGGACCAAGUUACGCCAAUGAAUAUCUGAGUAUCCAAUGACUUGAAUAAGCGCUUGAAUAAUUAAAUAGAAUAAUAAUAAGAAGAAGAAGAACGAUGAUUCUCAAAAUUCUAAUUUUGAAGAUAUUAAUAUUAAAAUUAUUUUAAAAAAUAUUGAUAUAACUUUCAAUUAUUAAUGCAUAAUUAAGAAAUAUUAAUAGUGAAAUCAAUUUUGCUGAACCUAUCGUGCUCGAUACUGUACAUACAUACUAUAUAUCGUUACCAUUUAUAAAUUGAUCACUGUAGAAAUACAUUUUCUAAAUUUUAAAUGUUAAUUUCUAACAUAGCUGAAUUUUUUCUACGAAUACAGAAUUUUCAUAGAUUUACAUGUAAGUAGAAAUGAAGAUGGCAAAGUAUGACACAAAAAAUUCGUAUUCAAUUUAAUGACAGUUUGUUAUGUGUUUAUCUAUUUAUUGUAUUUAAAUUUGUAACCAAUCUAUCAAAAUUAAAAGUAACUUGUUUGUAUGCUUUACAACUUCCUGCCUUAUUUAUGUACACAAAUACAUGACAAAGCGAAUAGUAUUUAAGGCACGUAUCUCGCAUCUUACGAGGCUUGUAUCAUUAAAUAUGUGAAAAAGAAAGUUACCAAACUUUCGCUGCUUGUUCCGAUACAGAAUUUCACUGAAAACUCACGUACAAACAUUUUUAUAGCAUUACUUGCAGAAGACUCUGAUUUUUAUAUUUAAAGAAGUCAAGUACUUUAUAUGCGUAAUCAU